AGACAACACCGGAGCCGAGCAGGAAGAGCGCACGUCGAAUCAGCCAGGAGCAAGCGCAUAUAUACAUACGUGUGUGCGGUGUAGUGAAGACAGGCAGGAUGUCGGGGGCACAGGGGGCGCACCCGGUCGGGGAGACGACGCCGACGACGUACGGGUCGGUGGGCGGCGGGGAGAACCGCACGCGCACGGACCUGAGGUCGCGGGAGGACCAGGGCAACAUCCAGAUCGAGAAGGUGCAGGACAAGGUGGAGGAUGCCGCGUCGCGCAAGGUCGACGACAGCGCCUUCGCUGCCAGGAAGGAGCCGGGCCAGGCCGGCGACGCCGGGGCAACCGGCACCGGCGCGUGAUCUGGGUUCUGUUCUGUGGCGCCCUGCCGGGCGCGCGCGUCGCACGAUCUUCGAUCUGGGUCGCUGCAUUUGCGCGCGGCGCGUUGUGUUUGUGUAGCGAGUUGUGUUCUGUAAAAGAGUCUGCGUGUGAGCUCGCAAUAAUAAGAACUGCUUGUCAGUUUGCUUA
Messenger RNA from Triticum aestivum (bread wheat), 513 nucleotides. RefSeq lists its product as uncharacterized. The record is from RefSeq and is a predicted model, not a curated record. The transcript has a single exon. Lineage: Eukaryota; Viridiplantae; Streptophyta; Magnoliopsida; Poales; Poaceae. The coding region runs from base 99 to 347 and encodes 82 amino acids.